Erpetoichthys calabaricus (reedfish) is the source of this 6291-nucleotide messenger RNA. RefSeq names its product Ro60, Y RNA binding protein (gene ro60). The coding region runs from base 237 to 1883 and encodes 548 amino acids. Gene Ontology annotation, molecular function: RNA binding. Gene Ontology annotation, cellular component: ribonucleoprotein complex. The transcript has 9 exons. NCBI's taxonomy places the organism in Eukaryota, Metazoa, Chordata, Cladistia, Polypteriformes, Polypteridae. The record is from RefSeq and is a predicted model, not a curated record.
GCGAUCCCUGAAUCGCAUUUACACUUUCUCAUUGAAAAUGCAACAUCUAGACAAUGCGAGACUUUUAUUUUGGCACAAUGCAUUGAACUCCAGACCGGAAGUCGUUACUUUGUCUCCUUGCGUCCACUCUAAAAAGAAACUGGAGACGAAGAAAAAAGGAAACCGAAAGCAAUAAUUUCGCGAAAAGGGCAGUGAAGAAAUAAAGUUCUGAUUGCUGGAGGCACAGAUUAUUGAAGAUGGAAAUGGAAUAUUCUGAAGAUGUGCCAUCACAAGGUGUACCAUCACAGUUACAGCCAUUAACUGACAAGCAGGUAGUGAACUCUGCAGGUGGAUACACAUGGGAGGUGACUGACAUUACACGAUUGCACCGUUUUCUGUGUUUUGGCUCAGAGGGUGGGACGUACUACAUCAAAGAAGAGCAACUGGGUAAGGAGAACGUGUUAGCUUUGAUCAGACUAAUAGAAGAAGGAAGAGGCUCUGAAGCUGUGGAAGAAAUCAAGACAUUCAGUGUGGAGGGAAGAACAGCAAAGUCAGACCCGAUCCUUUUUGCUCUUGCUGUGUGUUCCCAACAUUCGGACAGCAAAACGAAGCGGGCAGCCUUUAAAGCUGUUAAGGAUGUUUGCCGUAUUCCCACCCACCUGUUUACUUUUGUCCAGUUUAAGAAAGCUCUUAAAGAAGGCAUGGAAUGUGGUAUGUGGGGUAGAGCUUUGAGAAAAGCAGUGGCGGAUUGGUAUAACGAAAAGGACCCAAUGGCUUUGGCUUUAGCAGUCACAAAAUACAAACAACGAAAUGGCUGGUCACACAAGGACCUGUUAAGGCUGUCACAUUUGAGGCCUGCAAAUGAAGGUAUUGCAUUGGUCACAAAAUACAUCACAAAAGGAUGGAAAAAUGUCCAAGCAGCGUACAGGGACAAGGAGAAUGAGGACGACAUUAAGAAAAUCUUAGAAUACCUUGAAGCUGUGGAGAAAGUGAAACAUACCACCAAUGAAGUGGAAGUAAUUCACUUAGUAGAGGAGUAUAAAUUAGUAAGAGAACAUUUACUCACCAAUCACCUGAAAUCUAAAGAGGUCUGGAAGGCUCUGCUGAGAGAAAUGCCAAUGACAGCAAUGUUACGAAACUUAGGGAAGAUGACAGCAGAAUUACUUUUAGUUCCAGGAAGUUCAGAAACUGCUAUGGUGUGUGAGAGACUGCAGAAUGAAAAAUAUUUGAAAAAGGCACGAGUCCAUCCAUUCAAUGUUUUUGUGGCCUUAGAAACAUACAAGUCCGGUCAUGGAAGCAAAGGUAAAUUGAAGUGGGAUCCGGAGAGUGACAUCCUUAAAGCUCUGGAUACUGCAUUUUACAAAAGUUUUAAGAAUGUAGAGCCCACAGGAAAACGUUUUGUAUUAGGAGUUGAUGUGAGUGGAUCCAUGAGUGAUCGUGUUUUAGGAAGUCCUGUCAGUUGCAGAAACGCCGCUGCAGCUAUGUGUAUGGCUAUUGCACGUACAGAGAAAGAUUCAAAAAUAGUAGCUUUUUCACACAAAAUUGUUCCAUGUCCAGUCACAGCCAACAUGACACUUCCAGAAGUCAUCUCAGAAUUUAAAAAGAUUCCUAUGGGAAAUACAGAUUGUGCCCUUCCUAUGCUGUGGGCUCUGGAAACGGACACUGCUGCUGACGUCUUUAUUGUUUUUACUGAUAAUGAGACCUAUUAUGGAGAUAUCCACCCUGCUCAGGCUCUAACCACUUAUAGACAUAAAACAGGAAUUUCCUCCAAGUUAAUUGUCUGCGGAAUGACGUCAAAUGGCUUUACUAUUGCAGAUCCUGACGACAGAGGCAUGCUGGAUAUGUGUGGGUUUGACUCAGGAGCAUUAGAAGUUAUUCGAAACUUUGUUCUGGAUUUCAUUUAGAUGAAGCACAAAAGAAAUCUUAAUGUAUGAAAAAAUUUUACUUGCUCCACAGAAUAUUGAGGCAUAGUAUAUAUAGAUUCAUAGUUUCUGGGUUUUAGCACUUUUGUGACUAGCAUUGCUGUAAAACAUUAACUACUAAGACCCUGUAAUUCUUAAAAGAUUUUAAAAUUGUUUGAAAAAAUUUUUUUUUUCAGUUUGUAUAUCCAGCAGGCUGGAUAAGUCAAAGUUGUUUUCACUGAAAAUUAAAGAAUUCAAGUUGUAUUGGACACAACGCAGAAGUUUAACAUAUGUACUGAUUUUAAAAUUUUACAUUUUAAUGUAUCGAUUCAUACAAUGCAAUGCUGGAACUUGUGUUUCACAUUCUGCAGUAGAAUUUUAGCCUCUUAAAUAUUUAUUACUAACAGAUAAAAAGUGUAUUUUAUAUUAAAUGUCUACAUUUGAUUACUAAUUAAACAUUAAUCUUACUUUAUUAAAAGUAUACUUAUAAGGCAUAACAAUUACAUAUGAGGAAGCAAAAGAUGUCUCUAUAUAAUUUUCUCCUUGCACUAGAAUCAUCAAUACCAGCAAAGUUCAGUUUUGUCAUCGACAGAAUGUUGACAACGUCUUUUGCUUAAUUAACGCAUUCAAAUAAAAAUAUGAUCACUACAGUGUUUCCGUGUCAGACACUAUUGUUAGAUUUAUGAUCACUUCUGCUAGGUGUUGUCAGUGAGUACAGUACAGGCAGUCUGGCAUGAUACCAAAAUUAAACUCAACAUAAAAAGUGAUGUUUAUUUGGACUGCAAUAUAAACCGAAUAUCAAGAAAGCACCAUAUGUUAAGUGAAGUGAGUUGGGUACCCAAAAUAUACAAUAAUGAUUUCAAAUGUAAAGCACACCAAUAUAUCCACAAAAUCAUUUGAACCUAUUUCAAAACAGCUAUAACAAAAUGAAACAGAACUUUCAUUAUUCUAUUUAGAUUACUACUACUUAGAUACGGCAUAUGACUUAAGCUAAACAAGGUCUGUCUGUUUUAAAUAACAUAUUUUGACAAGAAAUUCCUAUCUGUACUUUCCCAUUAACAAAAUACGGUGAUCCUUCCUGGCCAUUAGUUACAAUAGUUGUCAGUUCAUGUUUGCCUGAGGGUAUUUUACGACAUUAUGACAGACUGAUGUAUCCGUAUGCCCGAAGUGAAGCAGUCUGCAUUUUGGAACACAUACCUUCCUUUUUUAGUUGAGAUUAUUGGAAGUUGGACAAUAAAUUGUGGAGCAGAUUUGAAAGCACCUUCAGAACACCUUAAACGCUGUUUAUUGACUACCUGCGAACCAUGUCCCUUGUCAUUUUUUUGACAGUAUGUUAUCCUUUAGCUUCUUUUUUCUAAUUACUUCUUAAGUAGAACUCUCAUCUUUUGUUUUUAAACCUUUGUUUAAUAUGAAAAAUACUGAAAUGGUUAUUAUUAGUAAUACUGUACAGCUUUGUUGAUAACUAUACAGCUUUGUUGAUAACUAUAAUUAAACUGGUUAUUAAAUAGCAACUGCCUAAGCUACAGUACAAAACAAGUUGAGUAGUUGAAAAUACUUAAUAAAAUAGUCGAUUUUACAAUUAUUUGACUAUUCCCAUUUUAAGUGUAAUUUGUAAGAUUUCAAUAUUAUCAGUAACGAGGUACAGAUCUGAUUAAAUUCUUGCCGCAUAGUAUUCCUGAGCAAUAUAAUACACUCAAAGCAGGACACACAGUGAAGUAGUUAACUGACUUGAAUUUGAACCACAGGUUUAUUUUGUUCCAAAAUAGAAAAAGACUAUUCGGUUGUACAGGGGUGUACCAGUUUAUCUUACUGAAAUGUGACUACACUACAGAACCAAAGGAAUAAUCAGACUUAGAAUUCUUUGACCCUUUUUUUGGAAAAUGUUCUUUAUUAGAAUUGUAACACAGAGGCUAAUUAAAACUGUCUAAUUUAUGUUGAUGAAACUAAUUUAUAAUCCUGCAUUAAAUAAAUUGUAUAGGUCGACAAAAUAAAAAAGGAAAGUUAAGUUUAUAAAACAUAGAACACAAUGCUCUUAUCUAUACAGAAGGAAUGCCUCAGAUCAACUAGACCAGCCGCAGUGGUGGGGAAGUUAAAGUGAGGUUGCAAUUUUCCAGAAUACCGUUUUAUACCAAGUGACAUAUCAGAUUUUGUUUCAGGUGAGUAUGAAACUGUUAUAAUGGUCAGUGGGUGACACAUGAAUGAUAUUUGAGUAAGAUGAAAAUGUGGGGAUGGAGAUAAGCAAACAAAUAAAACAACAAACAGCAGAUUAUAGAAGACCUUCACUUCACGUCCAUCUUUGUGUAUAACCCUUAGAAGUAUAAUCUCUGUUUUUCAACAAAUUAAGGAAUAUGAAACAGACUAAUUCAUGACACCAUGAUUAUACCAAAUGUGACAUAAUAUAAUGAGCAAAAAUACUGAAGUUAUGUAUAACUUGACACUAACCUACACCCAUCCCCAAAAAGAAAGCUACAUGUCUUGUUUUAACAAAAGUGAGCAUAGUAUAUGGCCAAAAGUGCUUGAGUCGACUGGAUCUGUGGUUCAGGAGACAAAGCUGAUGAAGCGAUCCGGCCAUUUUUCAGAAUGGACCCAACAAUGUGUAACAUAAAGCUCAAAAGAGGCUGCAUUUGCAUCUGUUAGCAUAUUUAUUUACUUUUUAAUACAUUUAACAGUUUUCCACAUAAAAUUAUAAAGCUGACUGAAUUUUUUGGCACAUCACUAGUCUGUCCUGUUUAAACACUUAAGGUACUCUGUUUUAUUUUGUGGGAUUGGAAAAAUGAAAUCUCAUAUAAUGAAAUAUACCACACAAAUGAUGUUUAUAUAUAUAUAUAUAUAUAUAUAUAUAUAUAUAUGUACAGUAUAUAUAUAUAUAUAUAUAUAAACACACACAAACUCAGUGUAUGGUGUAUUUAUAGUAUAUAUAAAUACUGAAUUUAAAGUUCUGUAAACUUCUACACAUUACACAUACCUAAAGUCAUUAUUUGUAAUGUGCAAAUUAGCAGACAUUCCUAGUCAAUUAGGCGAUGAAUGAUAAGCACCACUAGAAGAUAUUGCACAUUGCUCAAUUAAUGGCAAAAGUUUUCCCUUUUGAUGAAGUUCCUUUGUCGCUGAACCGCCACCAAUACAACAUCCAUUUACAAACACUCUUGGUACCUUUAAAAAAAAAAAACAAAAAAAAAAAACAUAAAUUUAAAAAAGAAACUUCUUAUGCUUCUCAUGUUAGCAGAUAGGUUACACAUAAAAAGAUGUUAACUGAACUUUAGUAAAAUGAAUAGCUCCUUCAGAUUUCACUAUUUGUAAAAUUAUUAAAAUAACCUAAGUGUGUUUAAAUAUAUUGUUGGGAUUAUUGGUACAAAUAGAUUGUUUGUCCAAAAAUUAGACUACGUUUUAAAUAAAUCAUUAAGUUGUUUGCUUCUAGUGGUAUAUUUAAACAGAAAAGCACUGAUAGUGAUGCCACCCUCUUUAGCUUUUGUUGUGUUUAUUUUAUCCACCUGAUAAUUUCAAACAUCAGAAGCUUCUGUAGUUCAAUAACAUGAAACAACUAAACACUAACUGAUAUUUAACUGGGAUGUGGUAGCUGGCAGCUAAAACUAUUUUGAAAAGUUGCAACUCCAGGCAGGGAGUCUGGCAGUAAAUACAAUACCUGUUUCUCCCUCUCACACACACACACACUCUCUUCUUCUAAAUUGUUAAUAUCAGUGUAAAUUUCUGAGCUGCACUGCAACAGUCUCAAACCACUGGCUACAAGAGUAAGGUUCCAGAGAACCUAAUGAAAGAUUUAAAAGUCUGAUUUUAUAAUUUGAAUUGACAUUAUAUUAACUUAUUUAACAUUUAUUUAAAAAACUUUAAAAAAAAAAAAAAUCUUUUAAUGAAAUGGAUGCAUAUUAAUUUCCCAAUAUUCUAUUUUCUUUUUUGUUGUUUUGUUUCAUCUCUUGUAAUAUUAAGAAUGUCAGCUGGUGCAAACACUGAAAUUUGGUAACAGUUAGCAAGUGUUCAUAAUUUAAUUCAAGUUGUGAAAUACUAGCCAUUUAUGUGUUAGGAUGGGUUGGGCACCUGGCACCUUGUCCAUGGCUGGCUCCUGCCUUGAAAAGGCCUGAAAUUUUAAUAAACUGUUUCAUUAAGUAAAACAGUAGUGCAAUAUGCUGCAAUGUUCUUUAGCCUAAAAGUGAGAUGGGCAACAUGCUACUGCCUCAUUUACAGGCGGGUGUUCUGUAUGAGUACACAGUGUGUCUGUACAAGUUUUCUUGGGGUGCGCUGUCUCAGCACCAGUCCUACUUGGGUCUCAUUUUGUAACUGUUAAAGUCUGCUUGACGUUUUUUUUGAAUGUCAGGUUAAGACCACAUUUCUAGAAUGUAAUACUUUAAAAGUCAUGAUCUGGAUAUAUGCAAUAAAGUUAAUAUUUUGAAAAUUAAAA